Giardia duodenalis is the source of this 1611-nucleotide messenger RNA. Its product is annotated as High cysteine membrane protein. The coding region runs from base 1 to 1611 and encodes 536 amino acids. The transcript has a single exon. Lineage: Eukaryota; Fornicata; Diplomonadida; Hexamitidae. The record is from RefSeq and is a predicted model, not a curated record.
AUGUUCUUUACUUUCGUAUGGACUACGGUAACUAUAUUGAGCUCGGAAACAAAUACAAUAGACUCUUCUGAACCGUACCGUAAUGGUUUUGGAGAUACUUGCCGUGCUGGACAGGUAGGCUCUUGCGUUAGUAACAAGUGUAUCAACAUAGGAAGAUUCGCUAACGUUUGCACAGAGUGUCAGGGGGACAAGGUUCCUAUCAACGGUGUUUGUAGUGAUGGUUCUGGACGCGACCAGAACCCAGAUACCUCUAUGUGUGUGAAGGUGACUAAGAACGGGUCAUCAUACUGUACAGGCUGUAACGCAAAGUCUGCAAGUGACAAUACGUUCUUUCUUUUCUAUGGGGGAUGCUAUGAUACUAAGGAUUUCCCUGGAUCGAACAUUUGCUCUACGGCUAGCAACGGAGUUUGUUCAUCGUGCAAUCCCAAUAGUAGAUUUGUGUUUGUUAAUCCAAACAAUCAAGCACCUGAGAAGUGCAUCCUGUGCUCUGACAAUGUUGGAUUCAGUGGAAAUCAAGGUGUAGCAGGUUGUGCAGUGUGUCUCGAGGGCUCUUGGAAGCACGCACCAUUCCAGGACGCCGGUGUCCAGUGCACUGUUUGUUUCUUGAAAGAAUAUGCCCCCAUAGAUGGCUCGUGCAAGGAGUUUAACCCGCACAUCUGUAGCGAUGGAUAUUGCACAUACUGCUAUAAGACACACAUAUAUCACAAUGGCGGAUGCUACGAUAGAAAUCAGCAGUACAGUGCUUCAAUCUGCUCCCCAGAAAAUCAGUUUGUUCUUGGAGAUUAUACAGGUUGCAAAGAGUGUGCAAAUGAAAACGAAGUACCACGUGAGGGGGGCUGCAAGCGGACACUGAAUGUUGAUAAUUGUUCUAAGGACGCUGCGAAGGGUAUGUGUCUCGACUGCCGAAAGCAUAACCCUGGCACCACCGUCUUUCUAUACAUGGGAGGCUGCUACAACACCACUGAACGCAUGGGACAGCAGGUAUGUUCGUCAGCUUCAAACGGAGUCUGCACAACAUGCGCCAUCAGCGGGUGUACUAAGUGUGACCUUCAGUCGACCGUGAUUCAGUGUAACGACUGUGGGUCAGGCUAUCUCAGUUUGGAUAAGUCUAUGUGCCUCCAGUCGUGCCCAGCACCGAGUCAGCGGCCAGCAGCGGGCUCUCCCAACAAAUGCGAAUGCAGUGAUGGCUAUGUUUUUAAUCAAGUCAGUACAACGUGCGAUUCAGUAACUAAUUGCCCAGCUAGCGUCACCGGCUGUUCCACCUGUGAUAAUGCUGGCUUGUGCCUGACCUGUGUGUAUCCUGCGUACAGCAUUCAGCCAGAUAGGCGGUCGUGUUCCUUGGGAUGCCCAGACAAUUUUAUCGGAGUGGCUGGAGAAAUGUGCCGUUGCAAAGACGGAUACAUUUUGCAGGGGAGUACAUGCAUUGCCAUGUCCAAUAAGGCAGGCCUUGCUACUGGGUCAGUAGUCGCCAUAGUGGUCGUGGUCUUAGUUCUCUUGGUGGUUGCUGGUGUCCUUUGCUGGUUCUUCCUCAAGAAGAAGAAGGUAAUCAAGAAUAAGCCCACACACUCGCUAGAAAAUCUCGGUUUGGUAUCUGCUGUAGAUACGCUGUAA